AUGGGAGAAGAAGACGAUCAGUCACCUAUUGAAGGUGAUUAUGCUCAGCAACAAGACACAACACCAUUACCAGUACAAUAUCAAUUACCAACACUAUCCGAAAUAAAGACAAAACUUCCAUCGCAUUGUUUUCGUUCCACUGUUCGACAAUCAAUGAGCUAUGUUAUUAAAGAUAUUAUUUAUGUCAUUCUAACAUUCUUUAUUAUGUUUCAAAUAGAAAAAUUAUUUAAAUAUGGUUAUUUAUUUUUUCCUAUUUAUUGGUAUAUACAAGGAACUCUUUAUACAGCAUUUUUUAUACUUGGACAUGAUUGUGGACAUUCAAGUUUUAGUUCUUAUCCAUUAUUGAACGAUACUGUUGGUACAAUAUUACAUACAUGGAUAUUAGUACCUUAUUAUGCAUGGAAGCUUACACAUAAUCAUCAUCAUAAAAAUACAAAUAAUAUUGAUAAAGAUGCAGUUUUCUGUCCACAACGUGGUAUAGUAGAUGAACCAUCAUUUCAAAAUUAUCUUUUGUAUUGGUUUCCUGGUAUUUCCUGGUUUUAUUAUUUAAUGUUUGGUUAUAGACCAAGAGGAAUAAAUCAUUUUAAUCCAUUCGAACCAUUAUUUUAUAAUAAAAAUUUCAUUGGUGCUUCUCUUUCACUUGCCACUUAUUUAGGAAUGUGUUAUCUGAUGUAUAUUUAUGCGAUUUCAGUUGGUUUCAUCAGUUUAAUUACUUAUCAUCUCAUUCCAGUAUUUAUUUUUGCAUGUUAUAUAGUUAUUAUAACUAUGUUACAUCAUACAGAAAUUGAUGUACCUUGGUAUGGAGAUUCGGAAUGGAAUAAUGUUAAAGGACAAUUAUCAACAGUUGAUCGUCAUUAUGGUCAUGUUCAUUCAAUAAUUCAUUCAAUUGGUACACAUCAAAUUCAUCAUCUAUUUACAAAAGUACCACAUUAUCAUUUAGAAGAAGCAACUGAACAAUUUCGAAAAGUAUAUCCUGAUCUUGUUCGAAUUAAUAAUGAACCAAUAUUAGUCUCAUUUUCUCGUAUGUUUAAAACCUUCAUAAAUCAACGAUCUAUUUCACAAGAUGCACGCGUAUUUACAUACACUAAAGAUGAAGACAAUAAGAUUAAAAAAAUCUUUUAA
Messenger RNA from Adineta steineri, 1122 nucleotides. NCBI's taxonomy places the organism in Eukaryota, Metazoa, Rotifera, Eurotatoria, Adinetida, Adinetidae. The record is from the annotation of a GenBank genome assembly.